Messenger RNA from Arvicola amphibius (Eurasian water vole), 345 nucleotides. Its product is annotated as protein BEX3-like. Gene Ontology annotation, molecular function: signaling receptor binding. Gene Ontology annotation, cellular component: cytosol; cytoplasm. Bases 1 to 345 code for a protein of 114 amino acids. NCBI's taxonomy places the organism in Eukaryota, Metazoa, Chordata, Mammalia, Rodentia, Cricetidae. Gene Ontology annotation, biological process: signal transduction. The transcript has a single exon. The record is from RefSeq and is a predicted model, not a curated record.
AUGGCAAAUAUCCACCAGGAAAAUGAAGAAAUGGAUCAGCCCCUGCAGAAUGAACAGGAAGACUGCCCUUUGGGAAGAGGUGACGGCCACCAGCCUGCUGCCAAUAACCACACCCCAAGAGGACAGGCUCGCCGACUUGCCCCUAACUUUCAAUGGGCCAUACCCAAUAGGCAGAUUAAUGAUGGGUUGGGUGGAGAUAGAGAUGAUAUGGAAAUGUUCAUGGAGGAGAUGAGAGAAAUCAGGAGAAAACUUAGGGAGCUACAGCUGAGAAAUUGUCUGCGUAUUCUGAUGGGGGAGCUCUCGAAUCACCAUGAUCAUCAUGAUGAAUUCUGCCUUAUGCCUUGA